CAGACUCUCUCCUUCUCUCCCAGGAAAGAGCCUGCUCUCCUCACUCCCUUGGCCAACCAUGUCCAGCUUCAGUAGCCGCUCUUUUGCCUCCUCUAGUGGAAGCUCCUUUCGGGGUUCCAGUUUAGGUGGGGCCCCCCGCCUCUCUGUCUCGGGUGGUGGUAGUGGCAUCCGCAGCAGGGUGGGCGCACGGGCUCCCAGCAUGCAUGGAGGUUCAGGAGGGUCUGGUGUGCGCAUAUCCACUGUGUCCGUCUCCGGGGGUCUUGGUGCCGGCUUUGGCAUUGGAGCCAGUGGAGCAGGUUAUGGCUUUGGAGCAGGAGGUGGAGGUGGAGGAGGCUUUGGUUUUGGAGGAGGCUUUGGAGGAGGUGACCUAGACCUUCACGUAGGUGCCAAUGAGAAGGCUACUAUGCAGAACCUGAAUGACCGCCUGGCCUCCUACCUGCAGAAGGUGCACUCCCUAGAGAAAGCCAAUGCUGAACUGGAGCUGAAGAUCAGGCAGUUCCUGGAGAACAAGGUGUCUCCCUCUGCCCGAGAUUACUCUGCAUUUGAAGCCAUCAUCAAGGAUCUGCAAGACAAGAUCCAGGAUGCCACCAGAGUAAAUGGAGGCAUCUAUCUGAGCAUUGACAAUGCUAAGCUGGCAGCAGAUGACUUCAGAACUAAGUAUGAGAAUGAGCUGGCCAUGCGUCAGUCAGUGGAGGCUGACAUUGCUGGACUGAAGAAACUCCUGGAUGAGCUGACAUUGGCCAGGUCAGACUUGGAGAUGCAGAUUGAAGGCCUGAAGGAGGAGCUGAUCUUCCUCAAGAAAAACCAUGAGGAGGAACUGGCAGCUCUGCGCACUCAAAUGACAGGUAACGUGAAUGUUGAAGUGGCAGCAGCACCUGGAGAAGAUCUGAACCGCAUCUUGGCUGAGAUUCGUGAGCAGUAUGAAGCCGUGGCUGCCAAGAACCAGCGUGAGCUGGAGAGCUGGUUCCAAACCAAGACAGAGACUCUGAACAAGGAAGUGGCCAGCAGCACAGCAAACCUUGAAAGUUCCAAGUCAGAGAUCACAGAGAUCAGAAGGACUUUACAAGGCCUGGAGAUUGAGCUACAAUCCCAACUCAGCAUGAAAGCAUCUCUGGAGGGCACUUUAGCUGACACAGAAGCACGCUACUCCAUGAAACUAGCUGGGCUGCAGGCUCAGGUCACAAGGCUGGAGCAGCAGAUGAUGGAGCUCAGAGCUGAUAUGGAGAGGCAAGCUCAGGAGUACAAGAUCCUGCUGGACAUCAAGACACGUUUGGAGAUGGAGAUUGCUGAGUACAGGAGGUUGCUGGAUGGAGAGUCUGGAGGAGACUGUGGCAGCGGCAUGGGCAUUGGCAUUGGUGGUGGCAGUGCCAGUAUCAGUGUCAGCAGUGGCCCCAUUCGCAACGUGAAGGUGAAGACCAUUGUCGAAGAGAUGGUUGAUGGCAAGGUGGUGUCUUCCACCACUGAGUAAACCCAUUCUGGAUAGAUUCAGCAUCAUAGCACCAUAACAUCUAUGGCAUCAUUUACAACAAAAUGAGAAAAUAAAAUGUCAGAAUGCA
This is a messenger RNA of Pygocentrus nattereri (red-bellied piranha), 1556 nucleotides long. It is a transcript of the gene krt15, whose product is annotated as keratin 15. Gene Ontology annotation, molecular function: structural molecule activity. The transcript has 7 exons. Lineage: Eukaryota; Metazoa; Chordata; Actinopteri; Characiformes; Serrasalmidae. The record is from RefSeq and is a predicted model, not a curated record. The coding region runs from base 59 to 1468 and encodes 469 amino acids.